AUGAUCUAUACAAUUGAAAAUGUUUACAUCCAACCUGUAAAUCAUAACAUAUUAUUCAACACACUAACGCCACAACCAUCUGUGAUUUAUUUAUCGACACCUGUUACAUCCUAUACGUAUUCACCACCGAUCCAAACGCAGUACAUCUAUCCGAUUCAUGCAGUAAGUCAACCAACGCCUGAAGUGAAGAAAGUUUCUCAAGAGAGUGUGCAAAAAGAACGAGCUAAAACUCCGGUUAAACGGCCUCCAACACCGUUGCCAGCUGACGAACAAUUAAAUUUAAAUCUUUCACGUUAUGGUUAUCGGCGACAAUUAGUCAAUGGGGAUGGAAAUUGUUUUUUUACUGCUAUUGCUAGUCAAUUAAUAACAUUCUACAAUCAAGAUCGGUACUUUCGUACGGCUAUUAAACAACGUUUAAAUCUUCCGGAGAAUUUGUUCACAAAUACGACACAAUUAGCUCGAACAUUACGAAAAUUAGCUUGUUUAGAAUGGAAAAUAAAUGACACCAAAUAUAAACCAUAUGUAAAUGAUGUGAAUUAUUACGAUGAAAUACGAAAGUUUCGUUCGGAUAAGUUUUAUUCAUCGAUUUUAGGUGAUAUUUUGCCAUUGACAAUGAGUAAUUUGCUUGGAAUUCCCAUUAAAAUCAUUACUAAUCUUAGUCAAUGUCCAUUGAUUGAUGNUUUGCUUGGAAUUCCCAUUAAAAUCAUUACUAAUCUUAGUCAAUGUCCAUUGAUUGAUGUUUGUCCACAAGAUGAACCGUUAUUACCCAUGAAAUCGAUACCGAUAUUGACAUUAGCGUAUAAUCAAGAAAAUGAUGGACACUACGAUAUUGCGAUAGGCAAAAGAGACAAAGAAUUUUGA
This is a messenger RNA of Adineta ricciae, 861 nucleotides long. The record is from the annotation of a GenBank genome assembly. NCBI's taxonomy places the organism in Eukaryota, Metazoa, Rotifera, Eurotatoria, Adinetida, Adinetidae.